AUGUCUAUUCGGGAACAGGCGCUGUCACUGUCCCUGUUUUCGCUUCUACUUCCUUCGUCUUCAACAGCAGUGCCCAUGGAGCAGACAUUUUUGCUGGGCGAGAGGAGGCGUAUGCUUACAGUCGGCUGGCGAACCUCCGGACAAGCAGCCCGAUGGAUGGCCAUUGCCGGGCUGGCCGCUGCCAGUGACAACAUUGUUUCCGCGUCGACGAUCUCUGAAGAAGCAUAUACGCAGUUCCGAUACCGUUUCCCCAGCCAGGGCAUAUCAGUCAAGUUUAUUGACGUUGAGGAUGCAGAUGUCCUGCGAAAUGCCAUCGACGACAGAACAAAAGCCGUAUACGUCGAGAGCCUCUCACCUCCACAUCCUGUAAUUGCUUCAAUACAUAUCCUAACGCUUUGUAGGGACAACACCCCCGGAGCAGGAGGCUAUCUCUGUCGACCGAUCGACCACGGUGCCGACAUCGUCAUCCACUCUGCCUCCGAACGGCUCGGCGGAUUAGGACACGCCAUCGCAGGCGCCAUUGUUGACAGCGGGAAAUUCCCCUGGAACGUCCACGCGAGACGAUUUCUGCAUCUGACGGAACCUGCGCCGGGAUACCACGGGAUGAAGUUCUGGGAGAAAUUCGGCGACAAGGCCUACAUUUUCUACGUGCGAAGCGCGCUCUUGCGAGAUGCAGGACCGUGUCUGAACCCUUUCGCUGCCUUCAGCCUGCUUGCGGGCAUGGAAACGUUGUCGGUUAGGAUGGACCGACAUAGUGGGAAUGCCCUCGCGUUGGCCAGAUGGCUGGAGGGACAUGAGAAGGUGGCGUGGGUGGUGUAUCCUGGCCUCCCAUCCCAUCCCUCCUUUGAAAGAGCGAAACGAUAUCUCCGGAAUGGAUUCGGAGGACUUCUCUUCUUCAGACUAGCUGCUGGAGAUGAAGCGUCGCAGGCUGCCAUGCGAAAGUUCAAGCUGGUUCGGAAUGCUGAUGGCAUCGGCACAACACAAACACUCGUUCAUUACCAUCGUGUAGCGACAGGAUCAUAUGUCCAAGAAAGCCCUUCUCAGCAGAGCGACCAUAAUACAGCCGCCAUGCGCGUAUCGGUCGGACUCGAGCAUAUCGAUGACAUCAUCGAGGAUUUCAGGCAGGCUUUGGCAUGCGUUUAG
This is a messenger RNA of Rasamsonia emersonii CBS 393.64, 1143 nucleotides long. RefSeq names its product O-acetylhomoserine (Thiol)-lyase. The transcript has 8 exons. The record is from RefSeq and is a predicted model, not a curated record. Gene Ontology annotation, biological process: transsulfuration. Gene Ontology annotation, molecular function: pyridoxal phosphate binding; transferase activity, transferring alkyl or aryl (other than methyl) groups. Lineage: Eukaryota; Fungi; Ascomycota; Eurotiomycetes; Eurotiales; Trichocomaceae. Bases 1 to 1143 code for a protein of 380 amino acids.